Molecule: messenger RNA, 2278 nt
Organism: Haliotis rubra (blacklip abalone)
Lineage: Eukaryota; Metazoa; Mollusca; Gastropoda; Lepetellida; Haliotidae
Exons: 12
Coding region: 283-1647 (454 amino acids)
Biological process (GO): monoatomic anion transport; transmembrane transport
Molecular function (GO): transmembrane transporter activity
Source: RefSeq, a predicted model, not a curated record
UCUCUCUCUCUGCGUCUCUCUCAUGCACUACUUACGUGCAACAAGUCAACCUAACCCCAAACCCCAGGAUCAAUACGCUAGACCAAGUAGUCCGAAGUGGCCUGGUAACUAUCGAAGUUCACAUGUGGGUAUACUCGUACAACAAGGACUUAAUGGAAUCGAGAGCUCGUGUUCCUACGUACUGAACGUCCUAAACGUAUCACUCUUUCAUGACACUCGAGACACAAGGCACCAGCCGCAACAGCGCCAUAGAGGCAUAGAGUGUCGGACCUCGUGUGAGAGAUGAACUGUUGUAAAGAUAGGACUGUUCCCGAUACUAGUCAGACUAGGUCUGCAAGUUUUACCACAUCAGAGCCCGAAGGAGAGGAAAACAGGGCUAGGCAGCAUGGAUGCAGUGGCUGUCCCCAAAGAUGGCUGCUGGCACUCGUGGGAUGUUUCGGAGGAAUCAUGGUGGAAUCGGGCAGGGCCGGUCUCAGCAUGGCGAUCGUGUGCAUGGUGAACGACACAGACAGCAGCGUCAACAACGCAGCUAACAGUUCAUCAAAAUUUACUGAGCAUGCUGAGUUCUACUGGUCCAAAACGGAACAAUCUGGAAUGCUCAGCGCUUAUUUCUAUGGUUACAUGGUUGUACAAAUCCCAGGGGGCUGGUUGGCUGGAAGAUAUGGCGGGAAAAACGUCAUGUUUAUCGGGAUGCUGAUUGGCUCGGUCGCAUCUUUGCUUCUACCAAUCGGAGCCCGGACUACAAAAUAUCUUGUAUACGUCCUACGAGGGCUUCUUGGCAUUUCACAGGGAGUGUACUUAUUCUCCAUGCACACAAUGUGGGGGAAAUGGGCGCCGCCAUUAGAGAGGACAAAACUACUGGCCGUAGCCUAUGCAGGUCCUAAGGUGGGGAGCAUAGCUGUCUUCGCCAUGUCGGGUUACCUGUGCAAGUACGGCUUCGACAAUGGAUGGGCUUCCAUGUUUUAUUUAACAGGUGGUAUCACGAUGAUCUGGUGCGGAGUGUGGUACUAUACUGUCGCCAGCACCCCGUCUCAACAUCGCCGCAUCUCACAAGUAGAGAAGGACCACAUCAUAAGGAGCAUUGGAGAGAAAGAGAACAAUCACAAGACGCCAUGGUGGGCCAUGGUGUCGUCUCCGGCCACGUGGGCGUGCGUUACCGGACACGUGUGUUUUAACUGGACAGCAUACACAUUAACCACAAAUACGCCUCUAUUUCUGAAAGAAGUGUUGAACUUUGACAUAACUGAGAACGGCCUUCUGUCCUCCAUGACCUUUGCCAGCCAGGCCGUUUCCGCAGUGUUGACAGGCCAGGUGGCUGACUACUUCCGGUCAAAGAAAUAUCUCAGCACCUCGGCCACACGGAGGCUAUUCCAAAGUAUCGCCUUCCUUGGAGCUGGUGCGUGUCUGAUAGCGACGGGUUUCGUGGAUGUUGAACACCGCUACGUCGCCAUAGCUCUGCUCACAAUAGCCAUGUGGUUUAUGGGGUUGUCAACGGCAGGCUACCUGGUCAACUUUGUCGAUUUCGCUCCAAGAUAUGCUGGAAUACUCGUCGGUAUUUCAAACACAAUUGCAUCAUUGCCAGGAAUGGUAGCACCGCUUCUUGCAGGUGCCAUGACUCCUCAUAUGUGCACCGGGGUCUAUACCUGAGCGUUGCCUGUCCCUUACAUCUGCUGUUUGCUGGUGCUUUCGUACCAACCUACUGAUUGUGGAAGGAUGAUGACCAACUUGGAUAGCAAUCUGUCUCAAAGACAUUCCAGCAUUUCUCAUGCCAAUUAUCUGCCAUCUUUUAGCAUUUCACAACUGAGGGGGACCCAUUUCAUCAGUUAUUGUCUGCUCCAGUGCUUUGGUGUGAUGACACGUUGUAAUGAUGAAUGGCGCAAACUUGCUUUUCAGAACAAGAGUGCACGUGUUCAACAGCUUGCAGCAGCACGUGCAUCGCGAAUAUCCAUUGUAAUCAUGUAGGGUGAGCCAUACACACCAACAGAAUCAUAUCUAUAAACCGUGCAUCAGUCUGUGAAAUAAUAUUUUAUAUUUUGGCAAUUGAUUCUGGUGUUGCGAUACUUUUUUCCAGGUGUAUAAUACAGGUGUAUACGCUAAGUCUGAGUAACAUUCCAGAGGCAACCAGGUAAUGAAAGUGGAUGAGUUGAUAAUGGGUUCAAAACACACGUAUUCAUGCUGCUUUUAGAAAAAAACCCGUAGCAUUGUUCGAUUAACUUCAACAUUUUACCAGUGGCAUAGAUAUCUAGUUUUGGUGACGCGAAUAAAGGUAUCUCAUGUU